This is a messenger RNA of Cryptotermes secundus, 2629 nucleotides long. RefSeq lists its product as uncharacterized. The record is from RefSeq and is a predicted model, not a curated record. Gene Ontology annotation, biological process: carbohydrate metabolic process. Gene Ontology annotation, cellular component: extracellular region. Lineage: Eukaryota; Metazoa; Arthropoda; Insecta; Blattodea; Kalotermitidae. Bases 62 to 1684 code for a protein of 540 amino acids. The transcript is spliced from 7 exons. Gene Ontology annotation, molecular function: chitin binding; protein binding.
AGACGUCCGUAAGCUCCUUCGCGCAGAGAGGUCGGCCGUUCUGAGAUCAUUUCUGGCCAGGAUGGCGAGAUCAACUGUGUUAUUGUGCGUCCUCCUCUUCGGUCUAGCUGUGGCAUCAAACCUCAGACAAAAACGCCAGGAAGAGGAAGGUGAUGCGGACGAUCAGUCAGUGGACGAGCUAUGCGAGAAUCGACCACCUGAUGAGUACUUCCGGCUGAGUACAGAGGGCGACUGCAGGGAUGUCGUGAGGUGUGACCAGGCUGGGGAGAACGGUAUUACUCGCCUUGCAUCCGUCAGAUGUCCUAACGGCUUAGCUUUUGAUAUAGAGCGUCAAACUUGUGACUGGAAAACCAAUGUUAAAAACUGUGAUAGAAUAGAAAAGCCCAGGAAGGUGCUGCCCAUCCUCAAGACGGACGAACCCGUGUGUCCUGAGGGGAAGCUGUCCUGUGGCAACGGCGAGUGUAUCGACAAAGAACUCUUCUGCAACGAUAAGUUCGAAUGCAAGGACCAGUCCGACGAGAAUGCUUGUACCGUGGAGACAGAUCCCAACAGGGCACCCGACUGUGACCCGAACCAAUGUACUCUUCCGGACUGCUUCUGUUCUGCUGACGGUACCAGAAUUCCCGGAGCCAUCGAGCCAAACCAGGUACCUCAGAUGAUCACCCUGACCUUCAAUGGCGCUGUUAACGUCGACAAUAUUGACCUAUAUGAGGAAAUCUUCAACGGCCUGAGACAGAACCCGAACGGCUGUCAGAUUCGCGGCACAUACUUCGUGUCACACAAGUACACCAAUUACUCAGCAGUACAGGACUUGCACAGACGAGGGCAUGAAAUCGGCGUUUUCUCCCUGACGCACAAAGACGACCCCAACUACUGGACUGGUGGCACAUAUGAUGACUGGCUGGCCGAGAUGGCAGGAGCCAGGCUCAUCAUUGAGCGCUUCGCCAACAUCACCGAUGGCUCCAUCAUCGGCAUGAGAGCGCCAUACUUGCGGGUGGGAGGCAACAAGCAAUUCGAGAUGAUGGCUGAUCAGUUCUUCGUCUACGAUGCGUCCAUCACAGCUCCUCUGGGACGUGUGCCCAUCUGGCCCUACACUCUGUACUUCCGCAUGCCCCACAAGUGCAAUGGCAACGCGCACAAUUGCCCCAGUCGAAGCCAUCCAGUAUGGGAAAUGGUGAUGAACGAAUUGGAUCGUCGUGAUGACCCCACGUUUGACGAAUCCCUGCCCGGUUGUCACAUGGUGGACUCUUGCUCCAACAUCCAGACUGGAGAGCAGUUUGCAAGGCUCCUCCGUCACAAUUUCAACCGCCACUUCAACUCAAACCGUGCACCACUUGGCCUUCACUUCCAUGCCUCCUGGCUCAAGAGCAAGAAGGAAUUCAAGGACGAGCUCAUCCGCUUCAUCGAGGAGAUGCUGGACCGUAACGACGUCUACUUCGUCACUAUGCUUCAGGUUAUCCAGUGGAUGCAGAAUCCCACUGAACUGACGUCACUGCGAGAUUUCCAGGAAUGGAAGGAGAAGUGCGACGUUAAGGGCCAGCCCUACUGUUCUUUGCCCAACGCUUGUCCUCUGACGACUCGCGAACUCCCUGGCGAAACCCUACGUCUUUUCACCUGUAUGGAAUGCCCCAACAACUAUCCCUGGAUUCUUGAUCCUACCGGUGAUGGCUUCUCGGCCAAAUAAAAUAAUUAUUGAGAAAAGUGGGUUCUUAUUUGAACGUGCUGUUGCAAAACUAACUAAACCAUGUGCAGUGGUUACAGAAAAGCUUGAUUCCUGUGGAAUAUGAGGAACAGGUGAAGAAGGCCUUGAGGUAAAUUAUAAUUCUCCCAUAACUCAGCUGAGCGCUCAGAAUUCAGGCUGUCCUAAAUCUACUUCACAACAGGUUCAAUCCUUCGGUUUUCGAUUAAGAAGUGUACAAUUUUAUAUUCAAACAUCUCCGUUAGAAAAUAAACUUUAAAGGUAUGUUGUCUCUAAAAAUGUAAAAUAGAAGGAUUUAUAGAAUAGUCUGCCCUAUAGGAACGUCACGGGAAAACCCAUUUACGGAAACGAACUGCUGUUACCACCACUACCGCCAAAGCUAUGUGAAAGUGAGAGGAAUGUUUACAGAAUUGGUCCUAACACAGUGUUCUGCAAAGUAAUCACAAGGCCAUCAACUAGGAAAAAAUACUGCGCAGUGGAUAUACAGGACGAUGUCUAGUCUCUGCACUACGCUCUACUAAUUAUUCCUGUUCUUGUACUGCCCAUACAGGAUACAGGGAGGAAACAGGGGAAUCAGGUGGGAUCUACAGGGAGUACAAACUGUCAGUAAUGCUGUUAGCUACGAAACAACUUUCUCUUUAGUUGUAAGUGAACACACACGUCGUCUUAAUAUAAAGCAUUUAUAGGUUCAGAGAGAAAGUUAAGAAGUCAGAAUGACUGGCUAGAGAAAUGUUUCCAUUUUCGAGUUUCUGAGAUUUACUUGCCAAGCUUUCGUUCAAACGUAGAACUAGUAAAUAUUGCCCUAAAUGAAUUGCUGUACUUGUGUGAAACAAUAAAAUGUUACUGAUGUACAUACUGUGAUGGAAAUUAAGUAAUUUAUUUGUAAUGCUAAAUAAUAUUAAAAUUUCGGUGCGUGUGAUGCUUGAUUUA